AACAAAACAAUCCUACCGAAUACUUUUUUUCCCUUUCACAUUUUUUUCAUUCUAUCCAAUUUUUUUCGCAAAAAAUCUAUUUAUUAAAUCAAAAAAAUAUAUAUAUAAAAUGUUUGACCCUAAUAUGAAACGUAUUCCAGAAAGAAAAUUUGAAAAUGAGAAGUUGCGUACUGAAGCUCUCACACAUAAAUCCUUUGCGCAUGAAAAUCCCAUGUCCGGUUACCAUAAUGAAAGAUUAGAAUUCUUAGGAGAUGCUGUCAUUUCAUUUGUAGUUGCGGAUUAUUUGCAUGAUAGAUUCAAGGACCAUAAAGAAGGACAACUUUCAACGUUGAGAGCCAAAUUGGUCUGUAAACAGACUUUGUCCUAUUUUGCUCUACAACUUGGUCUAAAUGACCAUUUAAGGUUAGGUGCAGGUGCCAUUUGCUCUAAUGCAAGAAAUAAUGAAAAAACUUUAGAAGAUACUUUCGAAGCUUAUGUGGGUGCUGUAUUUUUGGACACCGGUAAAAAUUACGGUGAGGUGAUGAAAUUCAUGGAGCCCCUAUUAACCCCUAAAGUCGAUCAACUUAUUAAGGAAAGUCUUGCCACAACUCUCGUUACUCCCAUUGAUCCUAGCCGUCCUACAUAUGGACCUAUAGACAUGUCUCUGGAUUUACCUCCUGAAUCAGAUCCAAUUAAUAAGCUCCAAACUUGGUCUCAAAGAAGAUCUUACGGUAUACCCCAAUACAAUGAAAUAGAAAAAACCGGUUCUGGACAUAAUCCUCAAUUUACCUUUCAAGUUGUUAUUAAUGGGAGACCUUAUGGUACUGGAACAGCUAGGAGUAAAAAGGAAGCUAAAAGACAAGCUGCCAUUAAUUCACUCAAAAAUAUCUUGCCAUCAAAUAAUGAUGAGGAUUCAAAGAUGUAGAUUAUAUAAUAAUUUAAGCCCUUUCUAAAGAUCCUUGAGGAGUAGGGAGUUUUUUUUUUUGAGAAGUUGUCUUGGGGAUAUAGAAUGUGAAGUUGGAAUUGUGUUUAAUUACAAUUUUUUGUUGAAUCCUUUUUAAUAAUUCCUUCCAAAUAUAUAUAUAUAUAUAUAUAUUAUAUAUAUAUAUACAAGGUAAGGAAUAUUUAAACACAAUAUAUAUA
Rhizophagus irregularis DAOM 181602=DAOM 197198 is the source of this 1122-nucleotide messenger RNA. RefSeq lists its product as uncharacterized. The record is from RefSeq and is a predicted model, not a curated record. Gene Ontology annotation, biological process: rRNA processing. Gene Ontology annotation, molecular function: RNA binding; ribonuclease III activity. NCBI's taxonomy places the organism in Eukaryota, Fungi, Glomeromycota, Glomeromycetes, Glomerales, Glomeraceae.